GCUUUCAGCUCGCACAUGCGCAGAUUUCUCAUACGACUUGUUAACGUCAGACAUCAGAAACAGCAGAAGCUGGAGCAGCCGUGGAGACUGUUUGGGAAGUGUUUAGCUCGCCUUUCUCCGCCAUAUUUUGGAGAAGAAGUCCACUAUGGCUGCUGCUGCUGCGGUAGCUUCCUCUGUCAGAGGCAGCCUGAGGGAGGACUUGACCUGUGCCAUUUGCUGUGACCUGUUCAGAGACCCUGUCAUGUUGUCCUGCAUGCACCACUUCUGCAAGUCCUGCAUCUCCAGGUACUGGAGGGGAACCCAGGGGCCUGUAACAUGCCCACAGUGUCGCAAGGAGUUCACUUCCAAACAGUUUCACACCAACUAUAUUGUGACAGCCAUGGUGGAGAAGGUCCGAGUCGCCACCUCAGACGCUAGCAUCAAGAAACUAGAGAAACAGCUGAGCGAGGCUUUGGAGAGGCACCACUUAAGGAAGGAGUACAUCGACAACUGCAUCCACAAAGACAAAGAAAAGAUGGAUAUCAUAAAGAGAGUUGCAGCAGAUCUGCGGGAUCGUGUCAAAGGUGAAUUCAGAGCGCUCCAUCAGAUCCUGCAGGAUGAGGAAACCUGCAUGCUGGAGCAGCUACGGAGAGAGCAGGAGGAGGAGCUGCAGCAGGUGCAGCGUCACCUGGAGGCCUCGGAGCUGAGCGUACGCGAGCUAGAGAACAACAUAAGACUGCUUCAGCAGGCGAACGGCUCUCUGACUGAGUUCCCUCAGCUAAGCAGGCCCUGUGUGCAGGUGGAAACCGACACGGACUUCGAUGUGAAUGCUUUCAGCAGCAGAUACCUGGCUCCGCUACAGUACAUCACAUGGAGAAAGAUGUUCCACUCUGUGAAGCCAGGCCCUUCUCCUUUGGUGUUUGAUGUUGAAACGGCACACCCCAGCAUUUACAUCUCCAGGGAUAAAACCGUGGCUGUAGAGUGUGACGAUAUGAUCCUGCACACGAGCCACAGCCAGCGCUUCCUCCAGUGUGUCAACAUCCUGGCUGUGCAGAGCUUCCAGUCAGGCCGGCACUACUGGGAGGUAGAGGUAGGCCACAGCCUAAAGUGGGACGUGGGCGUGGCCUCGGAGGCUGUGGACCGACGCGCCCGCAUCAAGCUGAGCCCUGAAAGCGGCUACUGGACCCUGCGGCUGCGGAAAGGGAACGAGUACUGGGCCGGCACGCAGCCGUGGACCAGGCUGCAGGUUGGCUCGCCCCCUCAGAGGAUCGGGGUGUACUUGGACUGCGAUGAGAGGAGGGUGUCCUUCUACGACGCAGAUGAUAUGAGGUUGCUGUACACAUUCAGCAAUGGACCAAGGGGCAGAGCGCUCCCCUUCUUCAGCCCGUGCAUCAGCGACGACAGACACAGACCUCAGCCUAUAAGACUCCUGCAUUACCCUCCUGUUGCUCUGUCUGCCUAACGACCGCUCACCAGUCAGCAGUUACAGCGCAGCACUGACAUGCCUGUGUUACGGGGUUUGGGCUGUUCUCGUGUUUCUGUGUUAUGAUCAACCUGAAGAAUCCUGCUCAGUUUUGGGACCAAUCAGCCAGAUCAACACUUGAGAGCUUUAUAAGAAUAUAUAUAAACACCUUUAAUAUAUGUAGAUGGUUGCUUUUAAUUUUCAAAUGGAUAAUCAUCUCAUCACGUAUCCUUAUUCGCACUUGACAAGAUAUUUUAGUCACUCUAUUUAAUCAGCUUGUAGGACCUGAGCACUUUACUGAAAUGUUCUGAUAGAAUGGUUUCUCGUGUCUUCAGCAUGAGGCUCAAAAGGACGGUUGGCUUCUGCUGUUCAUGCAUUCAUGAUGCGUGCCUAAUUCUGAAUGUGGCAUGUUUUGUUCUUAUUGCCUGUUGUGGUUGUGUAUCUCUGCCACUCAGGUUUUGUAAACCCUGCUGAAGAAAUAAAACAUUUUUUCUUGAAA
This is a messenger RNA of Nothobranchius furzeri (turquoise killifish), 1940 nucleotides long. It is a transcript of the gene trim105, whose product is annotated as tripartite motif containing 105. Gene Ontology annotation, cellular component: cytoplasm. The record is from RefSeq and is a predicted model, not a curated record. Lineage: Eukaryota; Metazoa; Chordata; Actinopteri; Cyprinodontiformes; Nothobranchiidae. Gene Ontology annotation, molecular function: ubiquitin protein ligase activity; metal ion binding; protein binding. Gene Ontology annotation, biological process: protein ubiquitination.